CCUAACAAGCUAUGGCGGCAAUACACUUUACCAGAUUACCAGGUGUGAACAAAUGACUAUUUCGCGCCCUUUCAGAAAAUGACAUGAAUGAUGAUAACAACAAUAGUAAUUUGAAAUCUUGAUUUUGGAAAUAGGUCUCAUAUUUGAAUCUGAGUAGGAAAAUUAAUAUCCCAUGAAUUCAGAGAUUACUAAGCAAACAGAAACUCUCUGCAAAAAGUAACCAACCUCUUCCAACUUUUCUCAAUGGAUGAUGCUGUAAGAUUGCUCCUCAUAUAUUUCCAUUUGUCCAUGAUUUCCUUCAACCUGGCUCAAGAUGUAGGCCAAUUUGUCUAUAAUGGCUUCCUGGGAGCCAAACUCCAUCUUGAUGGAAUUGCAAAAAUCCAUCCUAAUGGUCUGUUGCAGCUAACCAACACUUCAAAGCAGAAAAUGGGUCAUGCCUUCUAUCAAUUCCCUCUGAAAUUCAGCCCAAAUUCAUCCAGUCCAGCUGAAUCUCUGUCAUUUUCCGCUAUCUUUGUGUUUGCCAUGGUUCCUGAGCUGCAAAAUCUUAGCGGCCAUGGCAUAGCAUUCACGAUUUCACCAUCCUUGGAUUUCAGCCAAGCUGUAGCAAGUCAGUAUUUGGGACUCCUCAAUACUUCAAACAAUGGUCUUUCUACCAACCACAUGUUGGCAGUUGAACUUGAUACCAUUCGUAGCCCUGAUGUCCAAGAUAUAGAUGAAAACCAUGUGGGAAUUGAUGUGAACAGCCUGAAGUCUAUUGAUUCAGCUUCAGCUACUUAUUUUUCCAAUCCAGAAGGGAUAAACAGAAGCUUGAAUCUCAUUAGUGGAGAUCCCAUACAGGUAUGGAUAGACUAUGAUGAAGCAGAAACAUUGCUCAAUGUAUCUCUCGCUCCAAUUAGUAGCCCAAAACCAAACCAGCUGCUCUUGUCAACACCCAUCAAUCUUUCUGAAAUUCUUCUGGAAUCUAUGUAUGUUGGUUUUUCUGCAGCAACUGGAACACUUGCAAGUGACCAUUAUAUUCUUGGAUGGAGUUUCAACAAAGCUGGAAAAGCACUAAACCUUGAUAUUUCAAAGCUUCCUUCGCUUCCUCCACGUAGGAAAGCAGAAAAGAAACCGGGAGUGAUGAUUAUAGUUAUACUUGCAACAGUAAUAGCUGUUCUUAUAACAAUAACUGUAGGUAUUUACAUUGUAAGGAGGAAGAAAUAUGAGGAAAUACGUGAAGAUUGGGAAAGGGAAUAUGGCCCUCAAAGAUUCUCCUAUAAGAAUCUCUACAAAGCAACCAAAGGCUUUAAAGACAAGGAGCUACUUGGAGCAGGAGGUUUUGGAAAGGUUUAUAAAGGAGUACUCCCUUCUUCAAAUUUACAAGUUGCAGUGAAGAAAGUCUCACAUGAUUCAAAACAAGGGAUGAAGGAAUUUGUUGCUGAGAUUGUCAGCAUUGGAAGGCUGAGGCACAGGAACCUGGUGCAACUCCUUGGCUACUGCAGGCGACAGGGGGAGCUUCUGUUGGUCUAUGAUUACAUGCCUAAUGGAAGCCUUGACAAGUUUUUGUUUACCAACGAAAAACCAGUCCUCAAUUGGUCUCAAAGAUUUCAAAUCCUCAAAGGAGUUGCGUCUGGCCUUCUUUACCUCCAUGAGGAGUGGGAACAAGUUGUUCUACAUAGGGACAUAAAGGCUAGUAAUGUUCUAUUAGAUAGUAGUUUAAAUGGACGACUUGGAGACUUUGGCCUUGCUAGACUAUACAAUCAUGGUUCCAAUCCUCAAACCACCCAUGUGGUUGGGACUGUGGGUUAUUUGGCUCCAGAGCUUGCUCGAUUUGGAAAAGCAACCACCAGUACCGAUGUGUUUGCUUUUGGGGCUUUUCUGCUUGAGGUGGCUUGUGGUAGAAGGCCAAUAGGACUUCCUGAAGAGGUAGUUUUAGUAGAUUGGGUCAUUGAGUACUGGAAAAGAGGGGCUAUUAUUGAUGCCAGUGAUCCUAGGUUGGAAGGAAAUUAUGUGAUAGAGGAAAUGGAGUUGGUUUUGAAACUAGGACUCCUCUGUUCACACUCUGUGCCAACAAUAAGACCUAGCAUGAGGCAAGUGAUGCAGUAUUUGGAUGGUGAUGCUACUUUGCCAGAUGUAUCACUAGAAAGUGCUGCUAUUGGUACAUUCAUAACACCUAAUGAAGCAUCUGAUUUUGUAAUGUCAUUUCCUUCCUCUGUUGGGAAGGGAUCUGGGCGUUCCAUCUCUAGCGUUGAUUCAAUCCUCACAGGAGGUCGUUAAACCAGUGAUAUGUCAUAAUAUGAGUAGGCUACAUUCGCUUUGGACAAAUUAAACAGUGGCAAACAAAACUUACAGAAAAAACAUGAUGGAGAAUAGAGGGGAAGAAUCUUUGGAAGAAUAUAAUGUACACAGUUCCGAUCAUGUAAGUUUCUGUAACUGACAUGAUAGUCUACUUAGCUUUGUGUUAUUAUGGAUGGUUAAUCUGGUUUUGUGGGUGUCUAUGGAACAGUUAUGAUGUAUGUCAUUUUGCCAGUUUAAGAAAGAGGAAAAUCUCACAACCACUAAUCAGAUUGUUAGGAUUAAGGCGCAGUUUAUCAAAAUGUAGCUGCCUGAUGGUUCAUUUACACACUGCUAUAGUGAUGAGGCACAAGAAAGGAGAUUGUGAUACUGUACAAUUUGUUGCUUUAGAACUUGUUGUUUCAAAAUUAGUAAUUUUGAUCCUUGUGAUUGUUAA
This is a messenger RNA of Hevea brasiliensis (rubber tree), 2710 nucleotides long. RefSeq names its product L-type lectin-domain containing receptor kinase IV.2. Gene Ontology annotation, cellular component: plasma membrane. Lineage: Eukaryota; Viridiplantae; Streptophyta; Magnoliopsida; Malpighiales; Euphorbiaceae. The transcript has a single exon. Bases 244 to 2256 code for a protein of 670 amino acids. Gene Ontology annotation, molecular function: ATP binding; carbohydrate binding; protein kinase activity. Gene Ontology annotation, biological process: protein phosphorylation. The record is from RefSeq and is a predicted model, not a curated record.